This is a messenger RNA of Vollenhovia emeryi, 1329 nucleotides long. RefSeq lists its product as uncharacterized. NCBI's taxonomy places the organism in Eukaryota, Metazoa, Arthropoda, Insecta, Hymenoptera, Formicidae. The record is from RefSeq and is a predicted model, not a curated record. The transcript has 6 exons. Bases 136 to 447 code for a protein of 103 amino acids.
ACUCUCCCACGAGUCCGACGACUUGUUUCGCGCGGACGAGAUGGAGCCACGGCUGCUACACGAGGCGCACACAGUUAUUAACCGUAUAGAAUUGUAUAGAAAUACACAAUAUACAAACAUGUGUGAUGAGAUGCGAUGAUAAGAUAUCCGCGGCUUCUAGACUAUCACGGUGAAAUAGUAGAACAAGACUUCAUUGGUAUUUAUCCAGAUUAUAGAGACAAUUUCUUGGCAACAUUUCCUUUCUUUCGUGCUAAAAAUAUUCUUAGUUACGCCACAGAAUACAGACCCGAUAUCACUAAAAAAACUAACGAUCUUCCCGUUAACGAUGACACUUUACGAGCUCUGAUCGUUCUGAGUCUGCUAUUACUUCCAUCAAAUUCGACAAAAAAGAAUAGUAGAGAAAAAGGCAGAGGAAAUAAUAGCAGGAAAAAAUUGCAAAAAACAUGAGAGUUCUUUCAAUGUUGAAUACCAAAUCCCCAACCCAUAAAAAUUUUGAAGGAACAAAUCUUCCCCAUACUGAGAAAAACUUCAGGAUGGAGGCAAAUGAUUAUAUGCAACCGAAUAUAUUGUGUAUUCGAGGUCAACAACAAACCACUUUCUACAUCCAGGGUAACGAAUGGGUUCUCGUUCUUCCACAUUGGGCAACUCCAAUAAUCGCAUUUGAUCUUUUACUUAAGUUAUACCACGAGCUCCAAGUUUUAUAUCCACCUUCUUCAAACACAUUGUUAAUAAAGUAGCGAAAAAAAUGAAGAAAUGCAUAUACAAAUAAGUCAAAUAUACACUUUUUGUUUUUAUUAUGCUAGAAAAUUUAAAUGUUACACUUUAAGACAGGGAGAUCUUUUCUAGACGAGACAUUAUUUCUAUAUCAACUAAAGUAAUCCAGAAAGGAUAAGUCAAAUUCACGUCAAUUCAACAUUGAUAAAUUGAUAAAUGACCAUGUCGAGUACUAAUUGAUAUUUUGUCUCCUUUGGCUGUAAAAGUAUUCGCAAUAUUCCAUUAACAUGAAACAAUUAUAAUAAAGUAACUUAUAGAAUUGACAAAUGUUAUAUCUUUGAAAUGUGUAACGAAAGGCAUGUUACCUUUUACACAUGUGUAUUGAAAAGACGUUACAGUCUGGAAUGUAUUCUAUAAGAGGAGAAUCCCCUCUUGUGAGAUAGGCUUCUAAUAUGAGAUCAGUGGGAUUUCUGCUAAAUUAAUAUAUUAAUUAUUUAGCAGGAACCCUAUGUCAUAUAAAAAACCCAUCUCAUAAUAAAAUAUUAUUCUCUAUCUGUAUGUAAAUUUUAUAAAAGUGACAUUGUACAAUACAAGACGUGUUUAUAUAUAUAUAUA